CGUCCUCUGGUUGUGGCCGCGACAACGUCAACGGGAACGGUAUCGGCGCGGAAUAAUCGGCAGUGGCAGUGGUCCUCGUAGCGGUAGCGGUGGAAUCGCUUUUCAUCGCCGACAUCGUUGCGAUACCUAUUAUCGCUACACAGUGAAAAUCGUGAUUUUAAAGAGUUUUCUGUUCGCGAACAUCGUUCGUUCCCGGUGUCUUCGUCCACGAAGCGUCGCGGCGUCGAACGGGCACGGAAGAAAGGAUCGUCGAGUGUUUUCGGGCAGUGCAGUUUUCUUCGAGAGUGAAGUUAACGAACGUUACGCGCGCACAGCGCGAUCGGAGAUAAAACGCGUUCCGUAAAUAACGACGCGUUCAUGAAUGGAAACUCGGUUGGCGAAAGACGCGAUCGAACGAUCGUCUGGCGGCGUCGAUCGUCCGAGCGACGGACGCUCGCUUUCGUCGUCAACAGUUCGUUCGUAAAUGAUCGAUAACGCGAGAUCGUUCGCGACCAAGCACCCGAACGAGCAGCUACGGGAAACGAAGCGACCGGAGGAAGACUCGUUCGCGAGGUCAACGUAGAUUCCGCGAAGAAAUGAUCGCCGGUUGAGCGAGAAGAGGAACGAGCAAGAAUGCCCGACAGUUCCGAUCAUUUGUCGUCGCCGAACAGCGACUGCAACAGCCAAAUCGGCGGUAUGCACCAAAACGCGACGUCGGGCCAGUACGACUCUUCGAUGCCCGGUCUGCCCCUGAGCCAUCAUUCUCAUUCGCAAAAUCUAACGCCCGCGUCGAACGAGAGUCCUCGGUACCCUCAAGAGUUGACCUGCGGUUCGACUAACUCGUCCACGAAUAUAGGAAAUAUCGCCGGACUUUCACUGGGAACAACGAGCAGUAAUUUUACGCCGGAACAGAUAUCUUGUAUGUGCGAGGCGUUAUCGCAGAGUCAGGAUAUCGAGAAGCUCACGAGGUUUCUAUGGUCCUUACCACCCGGCGAACUGCUUCGCGGCGGCGAAAGCGUUCUGAUGGCAAGAGCCACGGUGGCCUUUCAUCGGGGCGCUUAUCACGAGCUUUACUCGAUACUGGAGAGUCACCCGUUCUCGCCGCGCCGUCACCAGGAUCUUCAAGACAUGUGGUUCAAAUCGCACUAUCGCGAGGCGGAAAAGAUCCGCGGCCGUCCAUUGGGAGCCGUGGACAAGUACCGAUUGCGGAAAAAGUACCCUUUACCGAAGACGAUCUGGGACGGCGAGGAAGUAGUGUACUGCUUCAAGGAGCGAUCGAGGAACGCGUUGAAAGAGUGCUACAUGAGAAACAAGUACCCGGCUUCCGACGAGAAGAAGAACUUGGCGAAGAAGACCGGGCUGACUCUGACCCAGGUGUCGAAUUGGUUCAAAAAUCGACGGCAAAGGGAUCGAACACCGCAAACGAGGACGGACAUGAUGCCGUUGACUUGUCAAAACGGUAGCAACGUGAUCAGCGGGCCCGUGAGCAACGGAGGAAGCAUUCAAUCGUUGCAGAGCAUCGAUUCGGACAAUUCGAAUCUCGCCAUGUCGCCGCUGUCGACGAUGGGUAUGUCGCCGGUCGGCGUGAACCCCUGUAGCCCGAUGGGUAUGAGCCCCAUGGCCCCGCGGCAUCCAGGCUACGCGCCACCCGUUACUCCCUCGUCCGUGCACACCUCUCACCCCCACAACGGAGCUCUCAGCCCCAUGAACGACGUGAAAGCGCUCUGCUACGGCCGGGGAGUUUACGACACCGGUAAGGACGUGGACCAGAGCUCGGUGUACUACUCGAGCCACUCGGGUAUGCACCAUCAAUAUUACCAGCAGACGCAUCAUCAAAUGAUGUCAGGCGCGCAUCAUUACCAGCACCACCAGCAGGGCAUGCCGACAGGCUACGAAAUCGCGUUGCCGCCUCCUCAGCACUCGACGUGACCAACGGAAUACGAGGAGGCCGAUCGCCACGGCCAAACCGACGACGUUUUCGCGCGCGUACACGCGUUCGCUUGACUCGGUGCUCUUCUUCUCUCGACCGGUUUUACGACCGAAUAAUGAACGGUCGUACUUCUCGCGAGUUUACGCCGACAAACUGGAACGCUGGUGAUCGGGGGUGGAGAGAUCAUGGUGGUUGGAAGAACCAUCGACCGUGUAUCCGCUAGCCAAUAGAGACGUAACCUCGUCCGUAAAAAUUCUGGGAGGAGUUUCGAAGGAGAACUGGUUUCACGCAUGCACCCUGUUAGCGAUGCGCGUCGACUCGACACCGCGAUGGCGCCUACGAACGCUCUAUCCCUUUUACGCGGGACUAACGAUCGGUGCGAAACGAAUCGUUCGAACGAUCUACAUCGACCAAUUUCGUUCGUUCCGAUAGUUUGGCGAUUUUAAAAUUAUACCACGAGUUUGGGGUCAUCCCAGAUUUCGUUGUUUCGGACGUUUCAAUCUCCUGGUACGCCUCCCAACGCGAAACGAAGGAUCUCUCCUAGCCUAGUACUAUAUAAACGAACAAAAUUUAUUGUAAAAUUAUGUGAGGAGCGUUAAGUGUAUAGAAAUAAAAUAU
Megachile rotundata (alfalfa leafcutting bee) is the source of this 2527-nucleotide messenger RNA. RefSeq names its product homeobox protein six4 (gene Six4). The record is from RefSeq and is a predicted model, not a curated record. Lineage: Eukaryota; Metazoa; Arthropoda; Insecta; Hymenoptera; Megachilidae. Gene Ontology annotation, cellular component: nucleus; transcription regulator complex. Gene Ontology annotation, molecular function: RNA polymerase II cis-regulatory region sequence-specific DNA binding; DNA-binding transcription factor activity, RNA polymerase II-specific. Gene Ontology annotation, biological process: regulation of transcription by RNA polymerase II.